Carassius carassius (crucian carp) is the source of this 2873-nucleotide messenger RNA. RefSeq names its product rhotekin-like. Lineage: Eukaryota; Metazoa; Chordata; Actinopteri; Cypriniformes; Cyprinidae. The record is from RefSeq and is a predicted model, not a curated record. Gene Ontology annotation, biological process: mitotic cytokinesis; septin ring organization; actomyosin contractile ring assembly. Gene Ontology annotation, cellular component: actomyosin contractile ring. Bases 596 to 2545 code for a protein of 649 amino acids. The transcript has 12 exons.
AGUAGGCUACAGUCAGUCCACGCGCACUGUGAAUGUGAUGCCCUUUUGUGGGAAAAGUCCUACAAGAGCACACACACUCACAUCAGUACAGAGGGACACAAAGAAGGAAACUGUAUAUAAGUGGUCCAUUAUCCUGACGGAAUGAGGAGAACAUUAUUUGAGGGUGUUAGGAAAGUCGUUUUGUUGCUCGUGUAGCAGAGCGUUCAUUUACUGGAUUCACUCGCUGUUGUUGUGAAGACAGAGAGACGUGAGGCGCGUACAGCAGCUGAGGGAGUUUGAGGAAAGAGCGUUUUAUUCCCCAGCCUUUCUGUUUUUUUUUGUUGUCUUCAGCUAAAUAUGCUUUUAUAUGCGUGUCUCCCCCUGAACGGUUGUUUCCUGACACAUGGAACUGGUCUGUGAUGUGAAAACUGAUUUUCUGGGAUACGCUGUGGAUUGCGUUUGGGUGAGUUUUAAAGUCUGGAUCGUGUGAUUCAUAUACUCGUCAUAUUCUUCUUCCCGUCUUACAAAAAAAUGUUUCUCAACUCCCAAGACAGAUUAAUGAUUUGAAGAGCAGUGGGAGUGUGAACUUUAAAUCAGGAGCCGAUAUCCUUCUUGGAUGAUGCCCAUAGACAGACUCACAGACAUGGAGGAGAAACUUCGUAUUUUGGAGGAUCUCAAUAUGAUAUACAUUCGUCAGAUUGCCCUGAGUUUAAAGGACAGUGACAUCCAGAAGAAGAUCGACUAUGAGAUCCGAAUGCGUGAGGGUGCGUGUAAGCUGCUGGCCGCAUGUUCUCAGAGGGACCAGGCGCUGGAGGCCUCCAAGAGUCUCCUGACCUGCAACGCCCGCAUCAUGGCCUACAUGUCAGAGCUGCAGCGCAUGAAGGAGGCACAAGUCAUGCAGCGGGUCGCACGCAGGUCUUCUGAUGCAGGUCCAAUGGAUGAACGAUCCCCAUGUAAGGCCAAAGUAGCCAUCUCAGAUCUACGGAUACCGCUAAUGUGGAAAGACACAGAGUAUUUUAAGAAUAAAGGAGAGCUGCAUCGGUGCGCUGUGUUCUGUCUGCUGCAGUUGGGUGGUGAGAUCUUUGAUACAGACAUGGUGAUGGUGGACAGGACGCUGACAGAUAUCUGCUUUGACAACAAAAUUGUCUUUAAUGAGGCCAGUCCAGGGUUCGAGCUGCGGGUGGAGCUGUAUAGCUGUUGUUCAGAGGAGGACUACUCAGCAGGCAACACACCACGGAAACUGGCCAGCAAGCUGAGCACAUCUCUGGGAAGGUCAUCAGGAAAGAAAAUGAGGGGGACCUUGGAGCCCGGAGCCUGCAGCCCCACUAGCAAUGGAGGAGGAGCGGCAAUCCUGCUGCCUGUGCCCUCUGUACCGGGGCCCAAAUAUCAUCUUUUGGCUCACACGACCCUCAAUCUCUCUCACGUCCAGGACAGCUUCCGCACACAUGACCUCACAAUCACUGGAAAUGAGGAGUGUUCGUACUGGCUGCCUCUGUAUGGUGGUGUAUGUUGUCGUCUGGCCGCUCAGCCUCACUGUAUGACACAACAGAUGAUGAGUGGCUGUCUGAGGGUGAAGCUUGGAGGUGAGCCACAAGGAUGGACAAAUGUCUAUGGUGUUUUAAAAGGAACAAAUCUCUUCUGUUAUCAUCAAAAAGAGGACAUGGAGGCCAAUGUGGAGCCUGUCUUAACUAUUGGGAUUAACAAAGAGACGAGAAUACGGGCCGCAGAGAAGGAUCCUCACAGCAAGGCACAGAAUAUCUGUAUCACUAACCAGUAUGGAGGAGAGGAAGUGACGCACACACUAGCGGCGGACAGCAGAGAGGACACACAGCACUGGAUGGAGGCCUUCUGGCAGCAGUUCUAUGAUAUGAGCCAGUGGAGGCAGUGCUGUGAUGACCUGAUGAAGAUCGAGCUGCCUUCGCCACGCAAACCUGCUAUAGUCACGCCGAAGCAGGGCUCCCUGUACCAUGAGAUGGUUAUUGACACGUCUGAUGACAUUGGGACAGUCACUGACAUCCUGGCUCGUCGUAUUGAAGAGUUUGAGCUGAGGGCCCAGCUCGGAUCUCCUCCUCACUGGAUGUCCUUGUUUGAUGAAGAUCCCCCGAGAUCCCCUCACAACCAUCAGCACCUUCCUCCCCACUCACCCAGUCACUGUCACCGCACACCCGACCUUCUCUCCUCCAACGCCAGUCUGACCUCAGACAGUGACAGUCUCGUCAGUGUCAGCCCCUGCUUCCGCCAGGCAUGGUCCCCGGACACCUAUUCCUCCUCGGGUCGCUUCCGCCCCCGUACCCUCUCCCUGGACGCCAAGCUCUCCACUCUGCGCGGUCGGGGCUACGGUGGCUUCCGGUGCAACUGCCAGCCGCCCACCGCCGGCUCUGGGUCUCCUCGCCCCACUCAGACUGCUCUGUUCUGCUCUAGUUCCACUUCCAGCAGAAGCUCCAGUGAGGGAAGCAACAGUCAAGAAUCAGACCUGGGCUCUUCUAGACCGUCCGCUGCACGCCGUAGCUUGAGGAAUCUGAGAGCUAAGCUAGACCCCAGGAACUGGCUCCAGAGUCAGGUGUAGCUGUUCAGACUUCCUCUGGUUACUGUCAGAGCCAUCACAUCUACCUGUGUCCCCCUGGAAAAAACUGGAAUACCUGAGGUCAUGUGUCCGUCAUUGCAUUUUCUUUACAUAAUAAUGGAGAGCAGCAUCAAAAAUAAAUGUUUUCUUCUGCCUUUUAAAAAAGCUUCCACAAUGGGAAUUCAGUACUAAUAGUUAUAUAAUACACUACUAAUAUAUAUAUAGCAGUACACACUGUCUCUUCAUGAAAAGCUCAUUAUUUUGGAUCUUUUGAGAGUGUAGUUGUUUCCUGUGAGACAGAUUCCUGGUACAGUGUUUUUAGACUGGAUUG